CCAGUAGCUGAGGGAGAGGCAGAGAGCAGCUUAUAAGCACUACGUACAGUAGUGACCCAGCCAUGGCGAAGAAAGUCGCUGUGCUCGCCACGCUCCUCACUCUGAACCUCCUCUUCUUCACCUUCGCGGACGCCUGCGGCUGCAAGUGCGGCUCCUGCCCUAGUCCAGGCGGGGGCGGCGGUGGCGGCAGCGGUGGGGGCGGCAGCGGCGGUGGAGGCAGCGGCGGAGGAGGCAGCGGUGGGGGCGGCAGCGGCGGUGGAAGCGGUGGCGGCAGCGGUGGAGGAGGCAGCGGCGGAGGAGGUAGCGGUGGGGGCGGCAGCGGUGGCGGCGGCAGCGGUGGAGGCGGGAGCGGAGGGGGAGGAGGCAGCGGUGGUGGAGGAGGCGGCGGCGUGAGCGGGCAGUGCCCGAUCGACGCGCUGAAGCUUGGAGUGUGCGCGAACGUGCUGAGCGGGCUGAUCAACGUGACCCUGGGGACGCCGCCGAGGACGCCGUGCUGCAGUCUGAUCCAGGGGCUGGCGGACCUGGAGGCGGCAGUGUGCCUGUGCACGGCGCUGCGCGCCAACAUUCUGGGCAUCAACCUCAACCUGCCCAUCAACCUCAGCCUCCUCGUCAACUACUGCGGCAGGCGCGUCCCCACAGGCUUCCAGUGCACCUGAUCUCAUCUCAUAUGAUCCAUAUAUAUGCACGCACGCGCGCAUGAAGGAUAUAUUACUUUGAAUAAGUGUUUGCUUUGUUGUUAAUCAUCCUGUCCUCUGUGUGUGAUCGAUCGUGUCGAGAGGGGACGCGACCUCUACCUAUCUAUUCUAUAUAUAAAAAAAAGUGAUGGCUAGCUACGGAAGUUAUUUAGCAUGUGUACGUGUGGCUAGCUCAGUGGCUCCAAUGUCGGUAUGAUCAUGUACGUAUAACCAACACAUAUAUACAUGUCGAUCAUGCAUGAUGUACUUGUGA
Molecule: messenger RNA, 948 nt
Organism: Phragmites australis (common reed)
Lineage: Eukaryota; Viridiplantae; Streptophyta; Magnoliopsida; Poales; Poaceae
Product: putative glycine-rich cell wall structural protein 1
Exons: 1
Coding region: 63-656 (197 amino acids)
Source: RefSeq, a predicted model, not a curated record